Molecule: messenger RNA, 447 nt
Organism: Penicillium diatomitis
Lineage: Eukaryota; Fungi; Ascomycota; Eurotiomycetes; Eurotiales; Aspergillaceae
Product: putative histone h1.3.
Exons: 2
Coding region: 1-447 (148 amino acids)
Source: RefSeq, a predicted model, not a curated record
AUGUCAUCACCAAAAGUCUCCAAGAAGCCAGUUGCUGAGCGGACCUUUGGGUUGACUCAAUCUGAAGUCCGCAUGAUGCUGCUUGCGUACAAGUGCGUGGAGUCUGAAAGCAAGAUCGAUUAUAAGAAGCUCGCCGCCAUCAGCAACGUCAGCGUUAGCUCGGCUCCUGUGAUAUACAGACGAGCUUUCAGAAAGCUGUCAAGCUUCAACUGUGAUGUGGAGGGCAGCGGUGACAGCGAGGAGAAUGAUUCCUCCAUCCCCGCUACUUCUGGUCCACUGACUCCUGCUCGGACUCCUAAAAGAAAUGGGGGUGGUCGUCGUCGCAAGGGAAAAGAUUCUGAGCCGGAUACUAAAGCAAAAAUCGAGGUUCCAGACGACCAAGAGAGCGACAGGGAGCUCAAUAUCACGAUGGAGGAUUAUAUCGAGGGGCUUGAAGCUGCCCGGUGA